ACCGGGACUGUAUCAGGAACCUUGGAAGCACUGCCAACAUGUCUGACGUUCAAGAAGCCACCAACCAGCUCCUUGAUGUGAACCUUCAUGAGAACCAGGAGUCUAUACAAGUGAUGGAAAGUGGCCCCAGAAGUGAGUCCGAGCAAUUCCAAGUCACUAUUGGAGCCACUGUACCUACUGGCUUUGAGCAAACAGCUGCAGAUGAAGUGAGAGAGAAAUUGGGGUCAUCAUGCCAAAUCAGCAGAGACCGGGACAAGAUAUAUUUUGACAUUUCAGUGGAAAGUCUGGCUCAGGUUCAUUGUCUGAGAUCAGUUGAUAACUUAUUUGUGGUUGUUCAGGAGUUUAAAGAUUACCAGUUCAAAGAAACAAAGGAAGAAGUUUUAAAGGAUUUUGAAGAAGUGGCUGGGAAGCUCCCAUGGUCAGACCCUUUAAAAGUAUGGAAAAUUAACACGAGUUUCAAGAAAAAAAAAACAAAGCGCAAAAAGAUAAAUCAGAAUUCAGGUAAAGAGAAGACUGAUGAUGGACGAGGAGACAAGACUGAUGAGAGAGAUGUUAAAAAAGCGUUCACUAGCAAUCCCUUAGAUUCACAUAUCUUAGACUAUUAUGAAAAUCCAGCCAUCAAAGAAGAGGUAUCAACAUUAGUAGGUGACGAUUUGGCAUCUUGCAAAGAUGAGACUGAUGAAAGCUCAAAAGAAGAAACUAAUCCUGAAGUGCUGAAGUUUAGAGUCACGUGCAACAGGGUAGGAGAGAAGCAUUGCUUUUCCUCAAAUGAAGCCGCGAGAGAUUUUGGGGGUGCCGUUCAAGAGUACUUUAAGUGGAAGGCUGACAUGACCAACUUUGAUGUGGAGGUUCUUUUGAAUAUCCAUGAUCAUGAAAUUGUUGUGGGCAUUGCAUUGACAGAAGAGAGUCUCCACCGAAGAAAUAUCACACAUUUUGGACCCACCACUCUUAGAUCUACUGUUGCCUAUGGCAUGCUCCGGCUCUGUGCUCCUCAACCUACUGAUAUAAUAGUUGAUCCGAUGUGUGGAACCGGGGCAAUACCAAUAGAGGGGGCUACUGAAUGGUCUAACUGUUAUCAUAUUGCUGGUGAUAAUAAUCAGUUGGCUGUGAAUAGAGCUGCAAAUAACAUCUCAUCUUUAUUGUCCAAGAACCAAAUUAAAGAAGGCAGACCCUCCUGGGGCUUGCCCAUAGAUGCUGUCCGGUGGGAUAUCUGCAAUCUGCCAUUGAGAACUGGCUCUGUGGACAUUAUUGUAACAGACAUGCCAUUUGGAAAAAGGAUGGGCUCCAAGAAGAGAAACUGGAACCUUUAUCCUGCUUGCCUACGAGAGAUGAGCCGUGUUUGUAGACCAGGGACAGGCCGAGCUGUCCUACUCACUCAGGACAAGAAAUGCUUUACCAAGGCAUUAUCCGGAAUGGGACAUGUAUGGCGGAAGGUGCAUACUGUCUGGGUGAACAUAGGGGGUCUUCAUGCCACAGUUUCUCUGAAAUGAACGCCUCAAGCUUUUGUUCAUCCUUCAGAGCAAGAUGGAGAAAGAACUCCUUGGUAA
Messenger RNA from Equus quagga, 1547 nucleotides. Its product is annotated as THUMP domain-containing protein 3-like. NCBI's taxonomy places the organism in Eukaryota, Metazoa, Chordata, Mammalia, Perissodactyla, Equidae. Gene Ontology annotation, molecular function: RNA binding; tRNA (guanine) methyltransferase activity. Gene Ontology annotation, biological process: tRNA methylation. The record is from RefSeq and is a predicted model, not a curated record.